AUGUGUGCUGUCAAUACUAUGAAAAUGCUCAAAGACUGGGAUUCUGGUUCCAAGUCUACUAGAGCUGCAAUACUACGAUCCUUUAUUGCCGAUAUGAACGAUAGGACUGGUCCGGAUCUGGAAGCAUACUUUUCUGAUGCAGCAAGCCUAUUCUUGGUUAGGCUUACGGCUUGGUUGAGAAUGACCCAAAAGUUCUUAAUUGAAUUUCUUGAAGUUGGAGGAGUUUUAACAACACUAGAAAUUCUUGGAGCAAAAGCUACAAAAGAGAAAGAUAAAUCACAAGCGCUAAGAUUGUUAAUUGUAAUCUCUAACUACGGAAGAAAAUAUAAAGAAAUUAUUUGUGAAAGUUUCGGAGUAAGAGCUAUCACUGAAUGCCUAGCAAAGUCAAAAUCAGAAGAAACCCAAGAAAACGCGAAGGCAGUUAUGUUGCAAUUAGCAGAGGGAAAUCCACGCUUCCAAAAUCAAGUCUACAAAGCUUUCAUCGCUCUAAUGUCUUCAUCGUCCCCUAAAGCACAACAAUUAUCCGUUCAAGGCCUUAAAGUUGUUCAGCAAAUUGUGGAAACUGCGAAUCCAAAUUUGGUACAACCUCUAAUUAAUUUAUUGAAAAGUCUUCAUUUAGAAGUUCAAUAUGAAGCACCGUUGCCGGUUCAUGUUCAGCAAGCAGCAGCAGCAAAAAUAAUAGGUGUCUUGAGUAAAGAGUCAAGCGAAGUUAGCAAAGAUUUACUUCAGUUAGGGGUAAUCCAUAAUCUACUGAUUGCGGCGGGAAAUGCUAGUCAUCCGGAUAGUCAGAGACAAGCAGGAAUAGCACUUGAGCACUUUAUUAACACUUACCCAAUUGUAAAAGAAUAUGUCAUGAAGGCAUUAGGAAGGCCAUUUUUCACUGAAUUCAUGGAACGCCCCGAUACUAUUUAUUCAAGUAUGACUUCCAUUCAACUAGAUGUUUUGACGUCUAACAACGUUGAUAUUCCGUCAGCCUUAAAAUAUGCAUCGAGGUGA
Molecule: messenger RNA, 996 nt
Organism: Trichoplax adhaerens
Lineage: Eukaryota; Metazoa; Placozoa; Uniplacotomia; Trichoplacea; Trichoplacidae
Exons: 12
Coding region: 1-996 (331 amino acids)
Source: RefSeq, a predicted model, not a curated record